Messenger RNA from Anopheles bellator, 1459 nucleotides. It is a transcript of the gene PK1-R, whose product is annotated as pyrokinin-1 receptor. Bases 284 to 1459 code for a protein of 391 amino acids. Gene Ontology annotation, molecular function: neuropeptide receptor activity. NCBI's taxonomy places the organism in Eukaryota, Metazoa, Arthropoda, Insecta, Diptera, Culicidae. Gene Ontology annotation, cellular component: plasma membrane. The record is from RefSeq and is a predicted model, not a curated record. The transcript has 6 exons. Gene Ontology annotation, biological process: neuropeptide signaling pathway.
UGAAGCCGGGGGGUCCGGCGAGUCACUGGUGUCACUGCUGUGGCCGCACGCGAACGAUAGUCUCGGUGCGGUCGUGAGAGCGAUCGCUUCGACGGCCGCCGCGGUCACCGUGAGCGAGGCGAACGAGGCCGCGACCGAGGCCGGCAACCUGACCGACCUGUACGGCCCGAAGCGGGACCCGCUGUACGUGGUGAUCCCGAUCACGAUCGUGUACGCGCUGAUCUUCGUCACGGGCGUGGUGGGCAACAUCAGCACGUGCGUGGUGAUCGCCAAGAACAAGUCCAUGCACACCGCCACCAACUACUACCUGUUCAGUCUGGCCGUGUCGGACUUCCUGCUGCUCGUGUCGGGCGUCCCGCAGGAGAUCUACUUCAUCUGGAGCAAGUACCCGUACGUGUUCGGCGAGGCGUUCUGCGUGCUGCGCGGCAUCGCCGCCGAGACGUCGGCCAACGCGACCGUGCUCACGAUCACGGCCUUCACCGUCGAGCGGUACGUCGCGAUCUGCCACCCGUUCCUGUCGCACACCAUGUCCAAGCUAUCGCGCGCCAUCCGCUUCAUCUUCGUCAUCUGGCUGAUCGCGAUCGUGUCGGCGGUCCCGCAGGCCCUCCAGUUCGGGGUCACCAGUCAGGGCGGCAUCGACCAGUGCGUGGUCAAGCGCAUCAUCAUCCAGCACUCCUUCGAGCUGUCCACGUUCCUGUUCUUCUUCGCCCCGAUGACGCUCAUCACGGUGCUGUACGCGCUGAUCGGUCUCAAGCUGCGCACGUCCACGCUGAUGCAGCGCGACGGCACGCUUCAGCGGUGCACCAACGUCGGGUCGAUCUCGCGCCAGACCUCGGCCAACAGCCAGAGCACGCGGCGUGUCCUGAAAAUGCUAGUGGCCGUGGUUGUGGCGUUCUUUCUCUGCUGGGCCCCGUUCCACGCCCAGCGGCUCGUCUACAUCUACGGCGUCGACAAGGACCACCAGCCGUCCGACCCGCUGAUCCUGAAGCUGUUCGUCGUGACCACCUACAUCUCCGGUAUCCUGUACUACCUGUCGACCUGCAUCAACCCACUGCUGUACAACAUCAUGAGCAACAAGUUCCGGCAGGCGUUCAAGGAGACGCUGGCCCACUGCUGUCAAAUUGCGCGUCAAUCAAAUAGUAAGGAGCGAUCAUACCGACUGCUGUCCCGACGGAAGCGACGUUCCGCUGCAAACCAGGAAUCUUCCGAUAUCUCAGGCAACUCCAUCAAAGACGAGAGCCUGUACUCGUCCUCUACUCAAAAGCAGUCCUUUGACUCCGUAACGCUGUCCCGGGACCACUCGCUCAAGUGCACGGCACUGGCGGCGGGAGCCCUCACGUCCGUCCCGGAGCCAACGCUGCCUCGGCCCGCCAGCCGAAGAAGCUCAACCAACAUUUCUCGGUUAGCAAUUCGCCUUUCGAAAAUCUCCAACCACGUUACCAAGCGUAGCCAGAUGUAA